AAGUCACACUGCUUUCCCGAACGAACUUGUUUUCUUCCGUGGUAAGGCCAGUCCCGUGGGCGGUACUUGGCCUGCCUUAUCUGGGCCUCAGGGACAUCUGAGCCCGAUGACUUCACUGGUGGCAGUUGCAGAGUUCAGACAAGAGCCAAGUAUGCAGGUACUGUCCAAAAACCACUGACCAGAACAGUUGUCUCCUGAGGCCCAUCCUAUGAAUGAGCCAUGGCAGCCUACCCUGUAACAUCCACUGGCUCAUUUCCCAGAAUUCUCUGGACCCUCCUUCUCCUGGCUGCCUCUCUGAAUGCCCAGAAUCAAAAGUGGGACAACCCAGUAUGCACGGAACCACUGCAAGUGUCUGCUCCCAGAGGUAGCCACGUGCUGAUGGCUUGUAACAUCUCCAACACCUUUAGAGAUGUCACCAUUGAGCUGACUGCCAAUGGAAAGAUGACCAUCUUUAACCAAAAGCCUCCAGGAAGCUACGUUAAAGAUUCAUGGCACCUCCAUAUUCAAGGAGGUCAUGCCCAACUGGUGAUCAAGAAAGUCCAGGACAUCCACGCAGGGGAGUACCGGUGGAAGCUGCAUGGACUCCAGAGAAAAGUUGAAAUUUUGACCCUGAAUGUUACUGACCUAGACACCACCGACCAGGAGCCAGAGAGCUUGCAAGUCAACGCUGAGCCCCCACCUUCAGGGAACAACUGGGUCAUUGUCAUCAUUGUCAUCAUCAUCAUCAUCGUUAUCAGCAUAAUAGUAGUCAGUGUGUGUGUCUGCUGCAAGUGCUCCCGUUCCCUGAAGUACCACAGAUAUGAAGGGCCAGGGCCUGGUCUGAGUCAUGGGUUUCCUGGCGGUCUCCACGGCCCCCACCGGACGCUGCCCAAGGUCUUCCAUGUCUUGCAGCAAAAGAAGAUAAUUUGGCAUGGUGCUCGCGGAGGUGAAAAGAGAGUGCUGGAUCCCCUGAAAUCGGAGCUACAAAUGGUUUGAACCACCACGCACGUGCCAGGAACUGAAACCAAGUCCUUUGCGAGAAAAACAAGUGCUCUUACUGCCUAGUCCAUGAUUCUUGUUGUUUUUGUUUUGUUUUGUUUUGUUUUUUGAGAGAGGGUUUCUCUGUGUAUCCCUGAUUGUCCUGGAACUCACUCUGUAGACCAGGCUGGCCUCGAACUCACAGAGCUAUACCUGGCUCUGCCUCUUAGGUACUGGGAUUAAAGGCGUGUGCCACCACGCCCCAUUUAUCUUUUUAUUUUUUUAUUUGUUGUAGAUUUUUAUUCUGUUUUAUUUUAGACAAGGUCAGAGUAAGUAAUCCUGGCUGGCCUGGAAUUCACUAUGUAGAACAGGCUGACCUCAAACUCACAGAUAUCCACCUGCUCUGCCCGCUGAGUACUGGUAUUAAAAGUGUGUACCGCCA
Alexandromys fortis (reed vole) is the source of this 1399-nucleotide messenger RNA. Its product is annotated as secreted and transmembrane protein 1b. Gene Ontology annotation, molecular function: cytokine activity. The record is from RefSeq and is a predicted model, not a curated record. Bases 220 to 975 code for a protein of 251 amino acids. Gene Ontology annotation, cellular component: membrane. Gene Ontology annotation, biological process: immune response. The transcript has 5 exons. Lineage: Eukaryota; Metazoa; Chordata; Mammalia; Rodentia; Cricetidae.